AUGAAAUCAUUUGAUAACAGAAAUAGUGUUAUAAAUGAGAAUUUGAAUGAAGUGUCAAAUCUGGCGACCAUUUCGUUCACUGGCAGUCCAAAUGUGAACCGCACUCAUGGCCUGAAUAACAAUAAGGAUUCCGUUGACAACACCGGCAAUGAAAACGCCAACGGAUUGACUAAAACACACCUCUGCCGACACCAAAUGAGAAAGUGUCGGCUGAGCCGCUAUUUGGGUGUCCUAUUGUUGAUCGCAUUAAUGGCCAUAAGUAUAGCGUUUGUGGCGUUCGCUAUAUUUUACGACGAGAUCAUCGAUAGUGAGAAAAAUGAAAGCGCGUUGUCAUCCAAACGGGGCAUCACAUUCACUGACUAUAUGUCGGCGCCGAUAAGACUUACAAAUACGGGCAAAGAUAUGGUUAUACAUAGAUAUGGAUAUGUAUAUAACGGAAUACCCGAUUGGCUGUACAGACGAGAGAUAUACGCAAACUCGCCGAAACUGUUUUGGUUAUCACCGGUGGGAACAAAGUUGGUCUACACCACCAUCGAUGACAGCGCUGUCGACUUAAUGAUCUGGCCAUUCUAUAGCACAGUUAAAUUGGCUCAUGGUUAUCAUAAUCAGUACCCUAAGAUCGAGAUGGUUAGGUACCCUAAAGUGGGCCGACCCAAUCCUACCAUUGCGCUUCAUUGCAUCGAUUUGACUCAAUUGCGUGAUUAUAACGACUCAAUUGGUAAACUGACCGCUCAUUUAAAGCCACCCAAAGAUAUCACAGAUUACGGAGAUCAUUAUAUAACGACAUUGAAGUGGGUCGAUGACCAUGUUGUUUGUGCGAAUUGGAUGAACCGUGCUCAAAACGUGUCGAAUUUCAAACUAAAAUCGAGUAAUGGAUGGAUAGACUAUCACACGGCUUCUGUCGUCACACCAGACGGCGAGUCAUAUCUUAUAAAAGUACCCAAAAUGAGUGACAACGGAAGGGAUGUGUUUCCACAUAUCGCCAAAGUGUCCGUUUCGCCAUAUAUAAUUGGCAGAUAUUUUACGGCAACGUUUUUUACAAAUCCGGGAGAAAAGCAUUUAAUGAGCGCUCCGUUAACCCAAUCAUUGGCGGCGGCGAAGGCAGAGCCCGUCUGUCACACGUGUCUUAUCAACACAUAUACCACAGAUAAGACUAAGACAUGUCUGGUUUCUGACGCCACGUUCAGCGAAGGGGCCAAACAUUAUAUCCAUCACUGUUUAGGACCUAAUAUUCCCCGAUCGGUGAUCAGGCGGACAGUCGACGACCGCCUACUCUAUACACUCGAAGACAAUAAACGCCUGAAUAAUAAACUCAAAGACUUAUCGGUUCCCAAAACCAUUUUCAUGAAGGUUCCGGUCGGACGCUAUCAGAUUGAUGUACAGCUUUUUGUGCCGCAAUAUUUCGAUAGCGAAUCAAAACGAAAAUAUCCAUUAGUUUUCAACGUUUACGGCGGACCCGGAGCUGAGAGCGAAUCAGUUUCGCACAAAUACUUUUACAAUCAAUUCGGCGCUUAUUUAGUCUUAAAUAAAAGUGUCAUUUAUGCCUAUCUGGACAGCAGAGGUGCCCCCAAUCGCGGCCAGGAAUUCAUGUUUGAAAUCUAUCGCCGAUUGGGAACCGUUGAGGUCGAGGACACUAUAGCUGUGGCCCGUUAUUUUCGUGAUAAAGUGCCCUAUGUCGAUUUUAAAUCCAUAGCCAUAUGGGGCUGGUCUUAUGGUGGAUAUUUGACCACAAAGGCAUUGCAAGACGAUUACAACGACCCUGUAUUCAGCUGUGGUGUAGCGGUGGCGCCGGCGACCGAUUGGAUGUAUACGGACUCUGUAUAUACUGAACGACAUAUGGGUUUCCCCACACCUGAAGACAAUCUGCAAAACUAUCGUUUGUCGUCGACAUUGGAUAACGUGAAGCGUUUGAAUGGCAAACAGUUUUUGCUAGUAUUUGGCACCGCAGACGUCAUUACACACAACAUUCAAGCGAUGAUGCUUUUGAAGGCUAUGAAUGAGGCGAAUGUGAAAUACCAAACACAGGUAUAUCCCGAUCAGAGACACGGUUUGCAGCAAUCAAUGGCACACAUGUAUACACGAAUGGUUGACUUCUUUGACCAGUGUUUUAAUCAUAACAUCAAACAUAAAUGA
Medioppia subpectinata is the source of this 2133-nucleotide messenger RNA. NCBI's taxonomy places the organism in Eukaryota, Metazoa, Arthropoda, Arachnida, Sarcoptiformes, Oppiidae. The record is from the annotation of a GenBank genome assembly.